AUGGCCGAGGAGGCUGCGAAGCCGCCUGAGGAGGACGACGUCCUCAACUUCUUCUUCUCCGAGAUCGAAUCCAUUGGCAAAGCGAAGAGCGACGCCGACAUCAUGACCUUCAACGCCAAGGAGAUGUGUCUGAGGCUCACGUCGCAGACCUUCGCGAGCCCCUACCAGGUGCUGCAGCUCAAGCACGACGCCACCGAGGAGGAGAUCAAGAAACGCUAUCGCAAGGCGCUUGGCAUAGGCACUCAGAUCUCCCUGCUGAUCCACCCUGACAAAUUCAAGCACGAGAAGGCGCAGGAGGCGUUCAACGCAGUGCUGCUCAACGCCUUCAACGAGAUCCAGAAGUCGGACUCCAAGGAAAAGUACAAGCUCGUGUACGAGGAGGCCAAGAAGAUCGUCUACAAGCGCCACAAGGCGAACCCCAACGCCACGACGCUCGACCUUAUCGCAGCCGGGGUGCUCGACAGCGACAUACAGCAGAUCGAGAACGAAAUACAGCGGGAGUGCGACGAGAUCCUGCGCAAGCAGCAGGAGCGCCGCGAGUACGCGGAAAAAUGCGUGCGCGCGAACAUGGAGUACGAGAAACAGCUGGCCGCUGAGCAGGUCGAGCUGGAGAAGCAGCAGCUCAACCACCAGGUGGAGUGGGACAAGACCCGAGAUCUACGCGUCACCAGCUGGCGCAGCUUCCAGGGCAAGGUCACCACCAAGGACUUCAAGCUCCAGGCGUUCAGGACCGUCGAUCCCAAGCGUGAGCAGCGUCCUGACGUCGAGGGAACCAAACGGGGCACCAUCGCCGAAUCGCAAACAAAUCGCAAGGAGAAACGCAAGAAAAUCGUGCAUACAGACGAGUACAAGGCAAGCUGGAGAUGA
Babesia bigemina is the source of this 867-nucleotide messenger RNA. RefSeq names its product dnaJ domain containing protein, putative. NCBI's taxonomy places the organism in Eukaryota, Apicomplexa, Aconoidasida, Piroplasmida, Babesiidae. The coding region runs from base 1 to 867 and encodes 288 amino acids. The record is from RefSeq and is a predicted model, not a curated record. The transcript has 6 exons.